This is a messenger RNA of Mangifera indica (mango), 829 nucleotides long. RefSeq names its product auxin-responsive protein SAUR50-like. The coding region runs from base 179 to 496 and encodes 105 amino acids. Lineage: Eukaryota; Viridiplantae; Streptophyta; Magnoliopsida; Sapindales; Anacardiaceae. Gene Ontology annotation, biological process: response to auxin. The record is from RefSeq and is a predicted model, not a curated record. The transcript is spliced from 2 exons.
CUCUCUUACACAAAUCCCAAACACCCGUGCUGUGUCUUCUACUUCUCAAUCCCUUAAUAAAUACCUCUAUAUAUCCUCCCCAUUCCCUUCAAUUUCAACACAACACACCUCCAUCAGCUUUUACAUUUUCACUCAAUUAUCGAUCUCUUUCUCUCAACUUUCUUAAUUUGCUCCAAAAAUGGCCAUUAGAAAGUCACACAAGUUGACACAAUCAGCAGUGUUGAAGCAAAUUCUGAAGAGGUGUUCAAGCUUAGGGAAAAAACAUGGAUACGAUGAUGAAGAUGGGCUUCCAGUUGACGUACCAAAAGGUCACUUUGCUGUUUAUGUUGGUGAAAACAGAAGUAGAUACAUUGUUCCAAUCUCAUUCUUGACUCUUCCUCAGUUUCAAUGCUUACUUCGACAAGCUGAAGAAAAGUUCGGCUUUGAUCACGAUAUGGGCCUCACUAUUCCUUGUGAAGAAGUCGUUUUUCGCUCUUUAACAGCGAUGCUUAGUUGAAACAAAACAACAAAAAAGUGUUAAGGGUUUUCUUGGAGAAGAUGACCUGUAAGAUGAAGCUAGCUCAUUAACAACUCUAAUUUUGCUAGCUUUAUCUUUUUUUUAACGUCUUCUCUAUUGUGAUUCAUGAUGAUCUCCAUGGGUUUUUUUUUUUUUGUUUCUUUAAUUUAUUUUAUUUUAUUUUUUGAAUUUUGGUCUCCAUUCAUUUGUGUUUUCAAUUAUGUUUACAAACUCUAACUUCAAUAUACCCAACAUAUAUAUAUAUAUCGUGGAUUAGAUUUGUAAAAAAGGACUCUAAGGAUUGGGCAAUGUGAUGCAUUUGAUUAUGUAGAU